This is a messenger RNA of Colletotrichum acutatum, 2353 nucleotides long. Its product is annotated as mitochondrial division protein 1. The record is from RefSeq and is a predicted model, not a curated record. The coding region runs from base 323 to 2299 and encodes 658 amino acids. NCBI's taxonomy places the organism in Eukaryota, Fungi, Ascomycota, Sordariomycetes, Glomerellales, Glomerellaceae. The transcript is spliced from 4 exons. Gene Ontology annotation, molecular function: protein binding.
UGCCCAGGUGUCCCGUGUGCCCGUGUGCCCCGUGCAGGGAGCUUCUCGGGUGUUUAGCGCGUCAUCCAGAACAGGAGGCGUCCCCAACCGGGUUGUUGCCGGGAUCAUUGCUGGGAGUGUGGAUACGUAUCUGAUUCUCGACCGAGACGACAAAACUCGACCCGGUCGAAAAGAAGCACAAACCCGGAGCGAGCUGUUCCCACAACGCCCAGCUGCGAAAUCACCACCUUCUCUCCUUUUCCGCCCCGUUCGUCCUUCCUCGCCUCCUCCCCCUUUGUGCCACUCAUUGUCGUGCGCAUCGGACGGGAGAGCACACGUACGCAUGGCCGCCUCGGAUCACGACCAGUAUGGCUUCCACGACGAUGCGGCCGCCGGAGACGACCAAUCCGUCUUGUCUACUCGCGGUAUAGAAGCAUUCGGGCGCAAGGUCACGACAACAGCAAGCCAUUUGAUGGGUCCUCUGUCCGAGCAAGGGAACAAUAAUCAUCACCACUACCAUGGCGCUCUGGCCGAGGUCCACAAGCAGCUCCGGCGGCCAACUAUCCAACGAAGCAUGUUUUCCAUGGCAAAAACGACGCCGACAGACAUGGUCCGGUCCAAGCUGUCCACGACGGAGAUUCAGCAUCGCGCCCUGACGUACUUACCCGACGAACUGCUAGCGAAUAUUCCCGAGAGCGAUAAUUCAUACUCCCUCUUCCAGGGCUUCAAAGCCAGCUUCCCGGACCUGACUGAAGAAGGUAGGAAGCAUCGACGGCGGGUAUCGAGGGGCAGGAAGCUUUUGGAGGAUACGGAAAACACUGCCGGCACACCCCAGGCGCUGCACAAUCUGAAGAAAGACAAGGCCUCGAUGAUGCACGAGCUCGAGAUGCUGGGUGUCCGUAAGAACAUGGCAAGCAGUGAGAUCCGUGACAUUGACAACAAGAUUGCCAAUCUGCACGGUAUGCGCCGGAUCAUCCUGGACAGACUGGCCAACUUGGAGCAAGAGGAAACGUUGCUGGAACAUGACCUCAUGGAUGUCGAGACACGGUUAGAAGACGCUCAGGAGCUCGUCGACGAAGCCGAGUCGAUUGCGAUAAACACACCCACGAAGACCGAGGAAGAUCUGGCUGGCGAGGAUGACUCUGGUUUCAUGUCACAGUCGGUGUACGAGAAGCUCCCAACAACAGCUGGCACACCGGCAUCAAAGGCAAAGAAGAGAGUAGUCCGCCGGAAAUCGAUGCCAAUCUUGCACGAGCAUUUUGAGGCAGGCACGGCUAUUAGGGAAAUUCGCGCGCACCAGGACACGAUUACGGCUCUCGACUUUGAUGCACCCUUCGGAACAAUGGUGACCUCGGCCAUGGACGACUCGAUCAGGGUCUGGGAUCUUAAUGCUGGACGAUGCAUUGGUUUGCUGGAUGGGCACACGGCCUCAGUUCGCACGUUGCAAGUGGAUGACAACUUCCUCGCGACCGGCGGCAUGGACGCUACGAUUCGACUCUGGGACUUGAGCAAGGCCCACUACGACCCCCACGGAAGCCAGUACGGAAGGGACGAAGACGAAGACGGCAUCGCAUUUGAGAACCCCGACGAUGGACCGGUCGAGCCUCCUGAAGGAAGCAUGAGAGAUUGCCAUCUCUACACCCUGCAAUCCCAUGUUGACGAAAUCACGGCGCUCCACUUCAGAAACGAUACGCUCGUGUCCGGCUCGGCAGACAAGACAUUGCGACAGUGGGAUCUUGAAAAGGGCCGCUGCGUCCAGACGCUGGACGUUAUGUGGGCGGCAGCGCAGGCAUCCGCGUCUCUCGGCAGUGAAAGCUCCUGGAGGCAGACGAAUCGGGCACCGGCGCAGCAAGCCGAUUUUAUCGGUGCCCUCCAAGUUUUCGAGACUGCUCUUGCGUGCGGUACUGCCGACGGCAUGGUUCGGCUGUGGGAUUUGCGAAGCGGACAGGUUCACCGAAGCUUAGUGGGACACACAGGACCCGUGACAUGCUUGCAGUUCGAUGAUGUUCACCUUGUGACUGGUAGCAUGGACAGGAGCAUUAGAAUCUGGGAUCUCCGUACAGGAUCUAUCUACGACGCCUAUGCGUACGACAACGCCAUCACAAGCAUGAUGUUUGAUGAGCGGAGAAUCGUCAGCGCAGCAGGCGAGGACGUGGUGAAGGUGUACGAUAAGGUGGAAGGCCGCCAAUGGGACUGCGGCGCGGGCAUCUCUGAUGCUGAGGAGGGCAAGACACCUGCUGUGGUGGAGCGUGUACGUGUCAAGGACGGCUACCUGGUGGAGGGACGACAGGACGGUAUUGUAGGAGUAUGGACAUGUUAGAGUAUACAGAACCCCCUUUCAACAGAGCGAAUACAACGCGAUUAUGACACAGGC